CCAAAGCUGCGAAACUAAGAAUCGUAGCAAAUCGGCAUUUUAAAGUAAUGGGAAAAAGCAAAACGAAAUCUUCAAAGAUAGGAGAAAAGGUGCAAUCAAUUGCGCGAAGCUCUAGAAGAUCAUCAUCAUCAGGCAGCGAGAGCAGCAGUGCUAGCAGUGGCAGCAGCAACAGCAGCUCCUCCAAAUCGAAAUCCAGCAGUGAUAGCGACUCCCAUUCGGCCGAUGAGAAUAAAAAGCGGCAGCAAAAGAAAACUAAAUCCAAAUCGGACAAGGAUGCAAAGGAUUCAGGCGAGCACAGAGACUUGAAGCAGCGGUCAACAGACCACCAUCGGGGUGCUGGUGUCAGUGGUCAGGAACAACGCUCCAAGUGGGACAGUCCCGAACGUGGCGGUGGAGGUGGCGCUGGCGGUCAGCGUAACACAAAACGCAGGCACAGCCGGGAAGGAGAUAAACAAAGGGAGCGAGAACGUGACAAAGACAGAGAACAAGAGAGGAAUCGAGAGCGAGAACGGGAAAGGGAGCAGGAACGUGAGAGAGACAUGCGACGAGAUCGAAGUGGCAGAGACCGACAGCGAAGCAGAAGCAGGGACAGAGACCGCAGACAACGUGGUCGCAGUAAUGAACGCAAGGAUAGAGACAAAGAAAGGGAGCGGGAACGGGAUCGAGAUAAUGAUCGGGAUCGAGGCAGAGAUCGAGAGCGUUUCCGGCGUUCACCCGACCAAAGGCAAGCAGCUCGCCGAAGUCGCAGUCGAAGUCCUCGGAAUCGUGAUCGUGAACGUGAUCGCCCGCCUCGUUCAGGCGGUCGAGAUUUUGGCAAUCGUCGAAACCAACAACAACACCAGCGUCGCAACAGGGAUAAGGAUAGGGACGACGAACAUUAUGAAUGGGGCAAGCAGAGCGAUGAGAAAAAGUCUGAUAAAGCAAAUCCCGAUGACGAUGAACCCAUCGAGAAGGAGAAGCCCAAUUUCGGCCUGAGCGGUGCCCUCACCGAGGACACCAACAAGGUCAACGGAGUUGUGGUGAAGUAUUCUGAACCACAGGAGGCACGGAAACCGAAACGUCGAUGGCGUUUAUAUCCCUUCAAGGGUGAACAGGCUCUGCCCACCUUGCAUAUACAUCGCCAGAGUUGCUUUCUAGUUGGACGUGAUCGAAAGGUCGUUGAUUUGGCUGUCGAUCAUCCAAGCUGCUCCAAACAACAUGCCGCCCUGCAGUAUCGUCUAGUUCCCUUUGAACGCGACGAUGGCAGCCAGGGCAAACGUGUACGGCUCUAUCUGAUUGAUCUGGAGUCGGCCAAUGGCACAUUUCUCAAUAACAAAAAGAUCGAUGGACGCAAAUAUUAUGAAUUGAUGGAAAAAGAUGUCAUUAAAUUUGGUUUCAGCUCGCGCGAAUACGUUUUACUACAUGAAAAUAGCAAAGAGGAUCAAGAGGAUGAUGAUGUGCAUAUCAAGGAUGAGCCGGCGGAUAUGCCAGUUGAGGAUAUUAACGCAUAGUUGAUGAAUAUUAUAAAUAGAUAUAUAUAUAUAUAUACAAAUAUUAUAUCAAUUCUUCAUUUUAUUUUACGUUUUUGCAAUUGUCUGUAAAUUAUAUAAACUUAAGUUAAAAUUGAUUGGUUGCUCUUUUACUGCCACAAGAAAAAAAAAAUAUAUAUAUUAAUAAUAUACACCUCAA
Drosophila willistoni is the source of this 1668-nucleotide messenger RNA. Its product is annotated as smad nuclear-interacting protein 1. The transcript is spliced from 2 exons. Gene Ontology annotation, biological process: miRNA processing. The coding region runs from base 48 to 1490 and encodes 480 amino acids. The record is from RefSeq and is a predicted model, not a curated record. Lineage: Eukaryota; Metazoa; Arthropoda; Insecta; Diptera; Drosophilidae. Gene Ontology annotation, molecular function: protein binding; mRNA binding. Gene Ontology annotation, cellular component: nucleus.